Messenger RNA from Amphimedon queenslandica, 1169 nucleotides. RefSeq lists its product as uncharacterized. The record is from RefSeq and is a predicted model, not a curated record. Bases 34 to 1140 code for a protein of 368 amino acids. Lineage: Eukaryota; Metazoa; Porifera; Demospongiae; Haplosclerida; Niphatidae. The transcript is spliced from 5 exons.
CUAAUAUCCAUUUCUACUGAUAUUCGCAAAAUAAUGGCAGAUCCUGUUAGUGAGAUAUUGCAGUGUUAUAUUGGUAGACUAGCUCAAGUUGUUCUUACUGAGGAAUCAGUUGAUCUCUUACAUACAGAGGGAUUGAUAUCUAAGGAUACAUUAACAGAAGUGAAGAGUUGCGGUUGUUCAUUGGUAGGAGAUCCAAUGUUACUAAUAUUAAGUGCUGUAGCUGAAGAUCAUAGCAAGUUAUGUACUCUGACAAGCAUUCUAAUGAAAUCAAAGGAAGCAGUGUCUUUAACUAGUGAUAUAAUAAUGGAAUAUGGAAAGUCAUUUCCUUCAGCAGUAACAGUGAUGCCAUCUUGUCAACAAGCAAGUACUUCAACAUCUUCAAGAUCUGGACAAUUACAAGAUAGUAGUAGUGAGAAUCAAGCAACUAUCAAUACUGAUGUUACUGAACAAGUGGAGACCAUCAUACUUUACCCUGACGAUAAAGCUGAGUUUGAUAGAAUGGAUCAUAAGCUUGGUACACUUAUUCACAAUACUAUUCCACUCAUUAAAGCAGCCAUACCAUCUGUGGAUGAUUUGAAGACAUACAUUGGAAGGUGCCAGAAAAAAUUAAAGCUUCGAUUGAAAGAUGCCAAUAGCUUUGAUGAUGUAAUGGAAGUGAUUGAGGAUGAGUGUUCUAUCACUAACGUUGCUCUAUUGGAGACUAUAGUGAACAAAUACUCAAUACAAGAUGCUGGAGACAUGAUAUUAGCUUAUCAGACACACUUGGAUGAAUUCUGCAAGAACAAAUUAACAAUGUUUUGUGAUCAUCAGCUUAAAAAAUUAUCCUUUUCUCUCCUCACUUGUGAGACGAUCAAAUUUGUUUUGAAAUGGAAUCCAGAUGACCAUUCUUUCUCCAAUAUCAAAGCCCUCCUAUGGAAAACGUUCAAGGAUAAUCAAGUGGAGGUGGUAGUGAUCAAGGAAGGGAACUCCAUCAUUGUUACUUGUUAUGCUCCUCAUUAUCUGAUGGAGAGUUUACUAGUGACAGCUAGAGAUAACGUUGAUAUGCUAAAGGAGAUGGGAUUGAUUAGUUUAACUAUUGGUUACUAUACUGUGUAUGAUGAACAUGCAAUUGAUGAGGUUAGUGAAUGUAUGUGUAUAUAAAUUAAUGGUAUACUUUAAUAUUUGAUAGG